AAAUCUUAAAAUUUUACGUCCUAGUUUACAAGCUCCAAAGCCGCAACCGCCACCACCACCUCCGUUGCAUAAGAAAAUUACACUGUGUGUAGACAGAAAAUGUUUUGUUUUGAUCGCCAGCGAUGAUUACUUAGUAAUCAAUUUGGAAAGCGGAGAAAUUGAAAGGAAAGAUGGUUACGAAGCAUCACAGGACGCAAGGUGUUAUGAAGUGUAUGGGGUUAUAGGAUUCCUAAAAUUGUUAACAGCAACUAACCUCGUUAUGAUCACGGAUCGAAAACAUGUCGGCCAAAUUCAGGGUAAAAGUGUUUAUAUAGUGAAAAACAUUAUCAUUUUGCCUUUGGAUUUUGAUCGUGCUUGUAGAAUUCUGGAAAGAUACUCAUGGCCUGUGGAUGACGAUGAUCAAGGAAGUGCUUAUGAUGGUAGUGGCACGACUGGGACGCAUCAACGAUACAUUUCUAAUGUGAUUGAAGAGACUAUCGUAGACCCUCAAACGGCAGACCAAACUACUGACCAAAUUGCUGAUCUAUCGUCAUCACCUACUUUAAUGUCCCCAUCUAUUGAAGUUACACCACCAGCAGAAUCACAAACAAAACGGCAACCGCUUUCAGCGUUUGUUUCAAAAAUGAGGACUGCGUGGUCAGAUUUCGGGCGGAGAAGACCUCAAUCAUUAUAUUCCAAUGGAUCAGACUCAGAAGAUUAUGAUAGAGAUACAGAAUGGGAGACAAUAACAUCAGUCAACGAAACAUACGUGAAUGUGAACUCAAAUGAGGAUUCAGCAAAGGGUCCACCUACUGGUAAGCCGUCGAUAGCUACCGGUUUAUCAAAUGCGGCAAAGAAGGUUACUGUCGUUUGGGAAGGUUUCGCUAAUGAUGUUAGAAGCCCAAAUACUCUUAAUGUUAAGGAUCCAAUUGAAAAGAAAGCUAUGGAUUUAAGGAUCGCGAGAGAAAUUGCGUCAUUGUUUCGUUCGGAUGCAUUUUUCUAUUCUUAUGAUCUUGAUAUUACGACCUCUCUGCAGCAGAAGUAUGAACGAGGUCAACUAAAGGAUCAGCCACUAUGGAAACAAAUUAAUAAGAGAUUUUGGUGGAAUGAACAUAUGCUUAAAAGGUUUAUAGAACUCGAGCUACAUGCUUGGAUAUUACCUGUAAUGCAAGGUUAUGUUCAGUCAGAGCAUUGUGAGAUUGAAGAUCGAGUAUUUGAUUUUAUAAUUAUUUCUCGAAGAAGUCGAGAAAGACCAGGACUGAGAUAUCAACGCCGAGGUGUCAAUGAACAAGGAGCUGUAGCAAAUUUUGUUGAAACUGAACAAAUUCUUUCAAUUAAGAUUGAUGAUUCAAAUCAUGAUGUCUCAUUUUUACAAGUCCGUGGUUCAGUUCCAUUAUUUUGGUCUCAAUCUCCAUAUGGCCUAAAACCGAAACCAACUCUUGAAAGAUCUGCGGAUGAAAAUGCUGAAGCAUUCGCAAAGCAUUUCGAUAUUCUAUUAAAUGCAUAUGGACACACUAAUUGCAUAAACCUGGUUGAGUCCCAUGGAAGAGAAGCAAUUAUUGGUACCGCUUUUCGCGAAGCCAUUCAAAAUUUAGGAAAUAAAAAUAUUGAGUAUGUCGAGUUUGAUUUUCAUAAAGAAUGUAGAGGAAUGAAAUAUGAAAACAUUUCCAUGCUGGUGUCUACACUUGCUAGAAAUUUUCAUUCUAUGGGUUAUUUCUGGCAAGUUGGCAAUAAUGAUGUUCAUUGUAAGCAAGUGGGAAUAUUUCGCACGAAUUGUAUGGAUUGUUUGGAUAGGACAAAUGUUGUACAGAGCGCAUUAGCACGAGAAGUUCUGAACCUACAACUUCUUAGACUUGGUGUCUCAGAAUUCAUAGAUGGUGGUAUAUCACAUUAUGAAGAAUUUGAAAAUAUUUUUAAUGAUGUUUGGGCAAAUAACGGUGAUUCUAUAAGUAGAGAAUAUGCGGGAACCAGUGCUUUGAAAGGAAAACGAAAUCUUCAAGGAGUUGUCAAUGAUGCGUCAAAUUCAUUGGCUAGAAUGUUUCAAAAUACAUUUAAAGAUUUCUUUAGACAGGCAACAAUCGAUUAUCUUCUUGGAAAUCAUUCAUUGGAUGUAUUUCAAGAAUUGCAACAAAAGUUUGAAGCAUCACAACCUGGUGAUGCUGAAAGGUGGGCAAAAAUUAGAGCCAAUGCCAUUGACAUUAGCAGUUCAAUUGUUAUUGUUGAUAACGAAGGAAGAGUUGACGGGUGGACUUUUUUGUCACCAAGUGAACCAAGCACACU
This is a messenger RNA of Racocetra persica, 2259 nucleotides long. Lineage: Eukaryota; Fungi; Glomeromycota; Glomeromycetes; Diversisporales; Gigasporaceae. The record is from the annotation of a GenBank genome assembly.